AUGGAAAAUAGGAACAAUGUGACAGAGCUUGUCCUCCUGGGGCUCACACAAAAUCCUGAGAUGCAAAAAGUUCUAUUUGUCCUAUUCUUACUUACCUACAUUGCAACAAUAUUGGGCAAUCUGAUUAUCAUGGUGACCAUUGCAGCCAGCAGGUCACUUGGUUCCCCCAUGUAUUUUUUCCUGGCUUCUUUAUCAUUUAUAGAUCCUGUCUAUUCUACUACUGUUACUCUCAAAAUGAUCACUGACUUGCUUCAUGAGGAAAAGACUAUUUCCUUCCAGUCUUGUAUGACUCAGGUCUUUAUAGAUCAUUUAUUUGCUGGUGCUGAAGGCAUUCUUCUGGUGGUGAUGGCCUAUGAUCAAUAUGUAGCCAUCUCCAAACCUCUUCAUUAUUUGAUCAUCAUGAAUCAGGCGGUGUGUGUCCUUAUGUUGCUGGUGGCCUGGACUGGAGGCUUUCUGCACUCACUGGUUCAAUUGCUGUAUAUUUCUCAUCUCCCUUUCUGUGGCCCCAAUGUGAUUGACAACAUUGUCUGUGACAUAUACCCUUUACUGAAACUAACUUGCUUUGAUACCCACCUCACUGGAUUCUUUAUGACAGCUAAUGGAGGAACAAUUUGCACUGUUGUCUUCUUCAUCCUCUUAGUGUCCUAUGGUGUCAUAUUACAAUCCCUGAAGACUCAUGGUUUGGAAGAGAAUCACAAAGCCUUCUAUACCUGUGCCUCCCGAAUGAUGGUGGCCAUUUUAUUCUUUGUUCCCUGUAUCGUCCUAUAUGCCAGGCCUAAUUCAACCCUACCCAUUGAUAAAUAUCCAUGA
Messenger RNA from Capra hircus (goat), 810 nucleotides. RefSeq names its product olfactory receptor 4A15-like. Bases 1 to 810 code for a protein of 269 amino acids. Lineage: Eukaryota; Metazoa; Chordata; Mammalia; Artiodactyla; Bovidae. The transcript is spliced from 2 exons. The record is from RefSeq and is a predicted model, not a curated record. Gene Ontology annotation, molecular function: G protein-coupled receptor activity; olfactory receptor activity. Gene Ontology annotation, biological process: G protein-coupled receptor signaling pathway. Gene Ontology annotation, cellular component: membrane.